AUGAAGACGAAUGGUGUCAGACAAGCACAAGUGGCCAUAGCAUCGAAAGGCAUAAUCAAGACCGAGCGGGCCUAUACCUGGGCCGAAGACGACCGCGAGACCGCCAGAACUAACGAUAUCUUUCUUCUUGCAAGCGUGAGCAAGAUGUUCACUUUUGCUGCUGUUGACAUCCUCAUCAACAGCGGCAAACUCUCCCCCGAGACUAAAGUCAUGAGCGUCUGGGCUAAGAAUAUCACUGUCAAACAUCUGCUCGACCAUAAAGGAGGAUAUGAUCGAGGCGAAGCCGGCGAGGAUAUCAAUAAAUUUUAA
Fusarium redolens is the source of this 309-nucleotide messenger RNA. Its product is annotated as beta-lactamase/transpeptidase-like protein. The coding region runs from base 1 to 309 and encodes 102 amino acids. The transcript has a single exon. NCBI's taxonomy places the organism in Eukaryota, Fungi, Ascomycota, Sordariomycetes, Hypocreales, Nectriaceae. The record is from RefSeq and is a predicted model, not a curated record.